Cuscuta europaea is the source of this 1986-nucleotide messenger RNA. Lineage: Eukaryota; Viridiplantae; Streptophyta; Magnoliopsida; Solanales; Convolvulaceae. The record is from the annotation of a GenBank genome assembly.
GAUAAAUCCUGCUCCUCGCCUUUGCCUUUAUUGAGAAGGAUCUUAUUUAUGGCACCAACUAGUAACCGCAUUCUCUCUCAUUAAUCUUUCCAUUUACUCCCACUUUUCUCACUUCUCAAAUCCUCAGCUCCCCUCGCUGGUUCUACCGCUGGUGUGUGUCUUCUUCCCUGGUCUAAAAAGUUUGUUUCUUGCAGCUUCAAAAAGAUUUUGGGAAGCUAAGGAGAAACAUCAUGAACAGUGAAAAGAUUGAACUCUCCCCUGUUCAGGAAGAAAGAGAAGUUGUUUUGUCAAUCCCUAUGUCUGAGAGUUCCUCUGGGAUCAUUGAAGAAAACGUGAAUGCUAAAAGUGGGAAGAAACCUAACCUUUUUCUAGAGAUACCCACAAGAACAAUGGAGGAUUCGAGUCAAGAGUUGGUUCACAUAAAACCAUUCCCAACACCAAAGAAGGUGAAUUUUGAUUUGACACCAUGUCAUGCAGGUCCAAGUGUAAAUGUAUCAUCACCCGGCCCAUUAUCAUCCAGAAACCGAUCAUCAAUCAAGAAUCUAUUGCCUAAAUUAAGCUUUAAGCACCGGAGCUGUAAUCCAGAUUCAGAUAAGGGGGUUACUGAUAUUGAUUCUGGUUCUUCAGAGAAGCUCCCCAUAUCAAGGUCUUGGUCUUUCUCUAAAAUUUUCACACCCCGCAUGAAGAGGACCUCUUCCUUGCCACUUGAUCCUAUUGUGCAUUCAAAUCCAGAGCUUGCACGUGUGGGAAGCAUAAGUAACCCUCCAACACCAUCUUCAAAAGGAGCACUAAAGUUCAUUUCUCGGUCACUUUCUCUACCAGCUAACAGCAAGAACCAAAGCACUCGGAAAGUGGAAUGGUUUUUUCGUGUUAUACCUUCGACACCUAAAGUAAGAGAUGUGAACUCCAGUAUUCCACCUACAACUUCAACUGGAGAUUCUGAAGAAAAUGAGGAAGAUGGUGAAGAUAUACCUGAAGAAGAAGCUGUUUGUAGGAUAUGUUUGGUUGAACUGUGUGAAGGUGGAGAGACACUCAGGAUGGAGUGCAGCUGUAAAGGUGAACUUGCUCUGGCCCACCAAGAAUGUGCAGUUAAAUGGUUUAGCAUUAAAGGGAAUAAGACAUGUGAUGUGUGCAAGCAAGAGGUCCUUAAUCUCCCUGUUACACUGCUCCGGAUUCAGAGUGUACGGAAUGCUAAUAGUGGCGCAAGUAGGUUUGGUCAAAUGGAAAUAAAUGGCCAUAGGGUUUGGGAGGAAGUGCCCAUUCUGGUCAUUGUUAGCAUGUUGGCCUACUUUUGUUUUCUUGAGCAGCUAUUGGUUGGGAAAAUGGGUACUGGUGCCAUUGCCAUUUCAUUGCCCUUCUCUUGUGUUCUCAGCCUUGUUGCAUCUAUGACUGCAUCCACCAUGGUUAAGAGAAGAUUUAUCUGGGUUUAUGCAUCUGUUCAGUUCGGACUUGUGGUAUUCCUGGGUCAUAUUUUCUACUCAUUGGUUCAUCUGCAAGCCAUAAUGUCAGUUCUUCUGGCAACGUUUGCUGGGGUUGGCAUUGCGAUGAGCGGAAGCUCCAUCAUAGUUGAGUUUUGUAGGUGGAGAAGAGGACGACGCAACUUGUUGGACCAACAGCAACACAUUCGUCCAGCGGUGCUUCCUCGUGAACAACAGCCACAACAACCUGAUGUGGAAAAUCCAGAAACUCUCCAGGGGAGGCAAUAAGAAAGCACUUCAGGAAGUGAGAUAUUUGUUGUACAGAUGUAGAAGGCAGAUUGCUUAUUAAACUCUUUUGGAAUUGUCAUCUUUAGAUUUUUAGGGCCUGUUUGUAACGAUUGGUUAAAGUAGCUGAAUCCGAUGAAUAUUAUGUUAAAGGUCACUUUGGUUACUUAUUUUCUCAUGUUUGGUUUUGAAAAUGUAAAUGGAAGUGAAAUAUUUAUUUUAUUUUGUCUACACAUGUAUUGAUUUCUUUAUUAUUUAAUAAUAGACUUAAGUAAAUAAAUUG